Molecule: messenger RNA, 8165 nt
Organism: Melanotaenia boesemani (Boeseman's rainbowfish)
Lineage: Eukaryota; Metazoa; Chordata; Actinopteri; Atheriniformes; Melanotaeniidae
Gene: arhgef4
Product: Rho guanine nucleotide exchange factor (GEF) 4
Exons: 15
Coding region: 197-6754 (2185 amino acids)
Biological process (GO): intracellular signal transduction
Molecular function (GO): guanyl-nucleotide exchange factor activity; protein binding
Source: RefSeq, a predicted model, not a curated record
CGCGCACUCACCAGCGCGAGGAGGUGUGAAGCUCAGCUGGUGUCAUUAAAGUUCAGAAACCAAAGUAGGACCAGGACCUGAUGUUCGGGUGAAACCUCUCGAGACCAGGCAGUGAUCCACCAGAAGUCCCGGUUGGGACAUCGCGAGGCGAUCAGGGGACCUUUGUGGAUCAUAUAACCUCCGGAACCGGGUCUGCAUGGAUAACUCGGGGAUCAGAGAGUCUGCGGCGGGGACCCGCACAGACGACCCGCGCGCUGAUGAGUCCGAUCAGUCCGGUUUAACGGACAGAUACCGGACCGCCAAGUUCAGCCUGGCGGCUUACCUGAUCUGCUGGACUCUGCUCAGAUGGUACCAGAAACUCAAAUGCAGGUCUGCUUCUCUCCAGACUGAGGAAGCCCUUGAAGAGUCCCCUUACCUCUCUGAAGGAUUAGACUCAGAGGUGGGGGAUUUUGCUGCUAACUCCCUGGAGUGGUGUGAGAGAAGCAUAGAGAGGGGUGAGACAUCUGAUGAGUAUUUUGACUCCCGUUCGAGGCAUUCCCGUUCUGACACCCUGUCAGAUUUGAGUCCAGACGGAGAGGACUCUGUGGAUGCUCUGCUGGGACCCAAGGACGCCUACGUUGGCUGGAAAGAAACUGGGAGCAGCUUCUGUUCCGGGCACACAACAACUCGACGAAGGGAGUCUGUCUCAGCCAAGGAUGGGCACAGAGAAGCAGAAGAGACUUGCACCAGACGGUCCAGCUGUUGCAGAAGGAAAAGCCCAGAAAACCACAUGGACCCUGUUGUUUCCUUGAAGCCCAGAACCAGGAAUCUGUGCUCAGCUGAAAUCCUACCCAGUGCACAAGAGCAGUCUAAUUCACAAGAAGCUUUUACAGAAACUCAAGCCAACGGCAGCACAGAGUCAAUUAGUUUACACAAAAAAAGCCAACAGUACACAGAAACCUUUGAUGCAGCGAUAAACACUCUACCAGACACUCAAGGAGUGAAGGUGCAGCAUGAAGAAAGCUGUCCCAGUCAACAGAAGGAAGCCACAGCAACAGAAAAGUGUGUUAUACAUAUAAAUACAGCAGAGGACAAAGUUUUGGAGGCACAGCAACAACAAAACACACAUAAACACAAAACAUGGCCACUUAACAGACACACAGAUAAAAGUAAAAAGGAAAGAGAUGAAUGCGAAAGCUGUAAUGUUAAAGAUAAGAAUGUACAGACCUUUGAACGGCUCGACUCGGUUUUCCACAGUUCCCGUGGUGACAAACACAGAAAACAUUUGGAGAGUUUAGUAAAUGAAGACAUAGAUCCAUGUGGGAAUGUGAGGACAUGUCACAGAAUUAAUCACAAAACUGUGAGGAAAUUCAAAAACAGCGUGCAUGAAGCUGUUACGAAUGCCCCUGAUGUGAUAAACUGUGACACAGACUGCCAGUUCAUUACGGAAACUGCAAACAUCCCACAAGUACUCAGCACAACGACAGAAAAUACAUCGCAGAACACAAAGUCAGAGUAUGCUGUUGUACUGCUGAAUGAGGUGGGAAACUGCUCACAAGCUCUGUGUGAAGAAAGUCCAAACAGAUUAUCAGAGAUCCUUCCUCUGGUAACAAACUCUGAGGAUAAGUUAUGGGUGUCAGGUGUCUGCUUCCAGAAGGAGCAAUAUGGUUGUACUACAGCAGAAGCAGCUGAAACACCUGGGACUCUGAAUGAAGUAUGUUCUCCCAUCACAUUUUCCACAGAGACAACAAACAAUUUUCCUUUGUGUGCGACUGAUUUAACUGCUGCACCAGGACUUUGUAAACCUGCUUCUCCUGUUCUGUCAGGAGACGCGGACAGGGGGGAGCUCGCUGAGAGGCAAGCGGCUCAAAAUCAGCCUCAAAGCACAAGGUCACAAUCCUGGUUUGCUCCAGGUCAGACCCAAGAUUUAAACCCUAAUCACCUGGAUCUCAGUGGUGCUUUGCCAGAAAAAGACACUCAAAGGACGUUCCUUUUUUCAGAGAGGUCUGGAUCUGUAGAAUCAGGGCUGAACUCAGCUGAGUUCCAGUCUGAUUCUGGUAAAAGGUCUGAGGAAUGUCUCCCCCAUCACCCUCUCUCUGACAGCCAAGAAGUAGAGGAUUCCUCCCAGAGGAGGGUAGGUUCACCCUGCUCUCUUCUCCGUCCUAAAGAGGGAAGGAAGAGGGAGGACGGUUAUGUUUAUCUUGACCAGGAACAAGUUGUGGAAACAGUAAGUAAAGAGGAUCUUUUGGAGUCAGAACUUGGCUCAGCAGCGCUCUUGAAGAGCAGUGGGUUGAGAGUUUUCAAAACAAUUACCAAUGAUCCCCAUGCCAAUUUUACUCCACUCCCGCAUAGUAAUAGAGAGGGAGUCUCAACACAACAUGUUACUAUUGAGUCCACACAAGAUAAACAUGUAGAAUAUCCAGGCAUAGAUCAACAAACAAGCAUACAAACACCUGUCAGCUCAGUUAUUGGUCUUUGUAAGCACAAUGAGCUGGAGGUCAAGAUACCUGCAACCCUCUGUAGCUUAAAGUCCUCUCUUUCUGUAUCAGACUCCAACAAUAACACCAGUGCAACUGUAAAGGGGGUAUUAAGAGAGGAGGGCGUUGAUUGUUUCUCAAAAGAAGCCCAGAUCAAUAGCAAAAGUAAUGGGAAAAUAAUUUACCCCCUGAUUGAGCCUACAAAAGGUGGGACCUUUUUGGAAGAUGUGGUCAAGCCCCAGGAAGAGUCUGAGGUUGUCCUGUCUACUGUUGACCACAGACCGUGCUGGGAUAAUCAGGACUUGGAAACUAAGAUAGGAGAUAACCUCGGUCAUGUAUGCACAGCUCCUCCAGACAAACUACAAAAGCUGAAGGAAGAGAGGCACAUAGAGGCCAGUAUAGUUGUAGAACGUCCAGACAGUCACAACUUAGAAAGCAAUGAAAGCCUCAGGGCCUUAGUGUCAAGUUCAAAUUCAAAUUGUGAAUUUAAAGAAAAGAAUAAUUAUUUCAACCAGCUGGGGGAUCGUAGCUUACUUAACCAAACUGUUAGCUUAUCAAAAUCAUCAGAGGACUGUACAAUUGAGUACAGAGAGACUGCACAGGUAAGCUCGCCAGUCCCACAAGAAGUGAAGUUAGUGAGGAAUUCAUGCCCUGAUAUCACCUGCAAACUGCUUCCUGGUAAUAGUUUUCUCCCAAUACCAGAGGCUGAUUGCUCAAUAGAGAAAAGUAUGUCAACAAAGAAUGAUUUAAAUAUAGAUAAAAAAGAACAACAUGAUACCAUAAGGCCUUCUGAGGACAUUAAGGAUAUCAUUAAACUUUCAGGGGCCAUCUCCAGCACCAAACUUCCACACCACCAGACUCUGGAGUCUGAGAUGAACCCAGUAAUUCCUGUUCCACACAGUGGUGGUGAAAAUCUUGAAAAAAUAACCAAAAGAGCCAAAUCAAAAGCCAGCCAGAUAGGAGACAAAGCUUCAAAGUUAUCUGUGUUAGCUAAAAUGCCUUCAUUUAAAAGGAUAAAAGGCUCAAAAGCAGACAAAAAUGAGGGGAUACCUUUGACUUCGUCAGAUGUAGGAAGCGAGGGGUUUCUGUCUGAGCAAGGCCUGAAGUGGGACCACUCAGAUGAUGAGGUCUUUGUCACUCAGAUAGGGCACCAAACAUUUUCCUCAGGGCAUAACGAGAUAGACAAAGAGGAUAGUGGCUUCUUUCCUUCUUCUCCCAACACAUGCCAUAUCCGUGAGGUAGUAAACCAAGGAAAUAAAAGUGAGGAUGAGGCAGGACCAAGUUCAGACCACCUCUUGUUGCAGAUCCAGUCACCAAAUGGGCAGAGCUACAAGAAGAGCAAGAGCAAUGAUAGUUUAAAUAUCUACAUGCGGUUUGCACAAGCGCACAAGUCCCUCUCCAGCCUGUUUGAGUCCCUUUCAAUGGACAAGGAGAAUGAUGAGCAGGCCUCUGUGAACACUGCUGUGGAUUCUGGGAAAGCUAAACAAUCCUGGAAGAAGCUAAGGAAAACCAUGGAGGCUGAGCAGCUGAAGAGAACCUUUUCUGCACCAGAGGGUGAAGGUAGCAAAAUAGCUUCUGAGCUUUACCAUCAAGACUUUACCUCUUCCCUACUUAUGGACAGACUUACCAGCCCAGGAUCACCAUCCUUCCUCAGAGCCCUUCGCCACACUGAUCCUAUCUCCAAGCGGGGAUUUCCACAAAGGAGUGGGAGUGAAAACCACAAAGGAUGCAAAUCUGAGGGGCCAAGAAGAAGAUGUUCUCCUAAUAGUCUAUCGACUGCGCUGUUUCUGUCCAGCCAACCUCCGAUUUCAGAUGACUCCUCUGUCCAACAUCCCAAUAACACAAUUCCCAUUUCACCUGUGAGUCCCUGCUCAUCCAGAGGUAGUCAUCAGCAUUUGCCAUCUUUGUCCCGAUGUCACACGCUGUCCAGUGACGACUUUCCUGGUCCACCUCUCCGGCCUAUGAGCCCCAAACCUAACAGCCCGAGACCCACAGCUCAACGCAAAACGUUUCGCUAUCCACACCCAACAAGGGCCAGUUCUCUCUCUUCUAUGCUUCGGAGCCAGUCAGUCAGUGUGGAAGGAUUGACGACCCCCCCUGAAAGACCUAAGACCCUAAAACCAUCUGCUAGCCCCCUGGGUGUCUGUUUCAGUCCUCUGGAUGCAGCAAAGAGCAGAAUAGACAGUCACUCGCACAUCUGCCUCUAUGAAACUGGCUCCAUCAAUGAACUGGAGGUUGAAAAAAACAGCUGGCGACCUUCCAGCUGCUCCACAGUCACAAAGCAGAUGGAGCUGAAGGACAAGAAGAAGGCUUCUGUGUUUCAUGGAGGGAGGACUUACUGCUGGUUGGACGUAGGCCAUCAACCAAGACGAAAGUUUUCAGACGACCUCUGGAUUGAGGAGCAAAAGAGAUAUAAAUGCAAACUGGCGAGAAGGAUGAGGGGCAGCGUGGGCCAACUCAACGCAGUCUUAUCUGAGAAGAUGGACAAAACUGAUGUCACCUUGGAGCCCGUCGAAGCCUUCCAGGGGAUGCUCCUGAAGGCCCAUUGCUUCUCCCAGAGCACCCCAAUUGGUCUUGACUGCCUGGGUUGGAGAACAGGCAUCUUAUAUUCCUCUGUUGUGGUUCCUGAUGGAGUGUCGGACAAGGCAGGGAUUGGUGACGAGCUCGGCAGUGAAGAGGAUCUUCUGUACGAAGACUUUCGCAGUUCUGGACAUCGGUUCGGACACCCUGGGGGAGGCGGAGGAGAGCAGCUGGCCAUCAACGAGCUGAUCAGUGAUGGCAGCGUGGUCUAUGCUGAGGCCCUCUGGGACCACGUCACCAUGGAUGUCCAGGAGCUCGGCUUUAAGGCUGGUGAUGUCAUCGAAGUGGUAGAUGCCACUAACAAGGAGUGGUGGUGGGGCCGCAUCAUGGACAGCGAGGGCUGGUUCCCCGCCAGCUUUGUUCGGUUGCGUGUGAACCAGGAUGAACCUAUGGAGGAAUAUCUGGCCCACCUGGAGGAGGCUCAGGCUGGAGAUGAGGACCGAGCAGGUCUGGGCUUACUGUUGGGACCUGGUUUACCCUGCAAAGAACAGAUGAGAACCAACGUCAUCAAUGAGAUCAUGAGCACAGAGCGAGACUACAUCAAGCACCUGAAAGACAUCUGUGAGGGUUACAUCAAACAGUGCCGCAAGAGGACGGACAUGUUCAAUGAAGAGCAGCUUCGCACAAUCUUUGGCAACAUCGAAGAGAUCUACCGGUUCCAGAGGAAGUUCCUGAAAGGCCUGGAGAAGAAGUUCAACAAGGAGCAGCCACAUCUCAGCGAGAUAGGAUGCUGUUUCCUCGAGCACCAAACAGAUUUCCAGAUCUACUCAGAGUAUUGUAACAACCACCCCAAUGCCUGCGUCCAGCUCUCCAAGCUGAUGAAGAUCAACAAGUACGUAUUCUUCUUCGAAGCCUGCAGACUGCUCCAGAAGAUGAUCGACAUCUCGUUGGACGGCUUCCUGCUCACUCCUGUUCAGAAGAUCUGCAAGUAUCCAUUACAGCUGGCUGAGCUCCUCAAAUACACCAACCCUCAGCACAGGGACUACAAAGAUGUUGAGGCGGCCUUAAAUGCCAUGAAGAACGUGGCCAGGUUGAUCAACGAGAGGAAACGGCGCCUUGAGAACAUCGACAAGAUUGCCCAGUGGCAAAGCUCCAUAGAGGACUGGGAGGGUGAAGACGUUCUCAGCAGAAGCUCUGAGCUCAUCUUUUCAGGGGAGUUGACCAAGCUGUCCCAGCCUCAGACGAAGAGCCAGCAGAGAAUGUUUUUUCUCUUCGACCAUCAGAUGGUUUACUGCAAGAAGGACCUCCUGCGUCGGGACAUGCUGUACUACAAGGGACGUAUGGACAUGGAUGACAUGGAGGUGAUAGAUGUGGAGGAUGGCAAGGAGAAGGAUUUUAACAUCAGCGUGAAGAAUGCCCUUAAACUCCGAUCGCUAAGCGGUGAUGAAGUCCACCUUCUGUGUACCAAGAAGCCGGAACAGAAGCAGCGCUGGCUCCGAGCCUUCGCUGAUGAGAGGAGACAAGUCCAUCAUGACCAAGAGACAGGUUUCACUCUCACUGAGGUCCAGAAGAAACAGGCCAUGCUGAAUGCCUGCAAAAGCCAUCCAGCAGGGAAACCCAAAGCGGUGACCAGACCCUACUGCGACUUUCUCCUUCGACAGAAGCACCCCUCCCUCCCCACCGCUUUGCCCCAGCAGCAGGUCUUCAUGCUGGCUGAGCCCAAACGCAAAACCACCUUCUGGCACAACAUCGGGAGACUGACACCGUUCAGAAAGUGAACGAAGAAUUUCUGGAGGAGGCGAAAGAGAAGAGCCCUCUGCUCGUGCCUGAAUAGACCCUUUUUAAUUAUUCCUCUCAUUUCUUUCCUACUCGUAACAUUUCCUGGACUGAUAUACUGACCUGUUGUAUAGAUGAAGAUGAUUAUAAUGAGGAGGAGAUUAUUUUUAUGAAAGCACUUUAUAGGUUGGUUAACAAUCAGACUUGAGAAUGGUCUCCUAGAGACGCUGAGUCGAAUAGGGAGAGUGGACUCUUGCUUCAUUUACUUCUACUACUCCUAAAAAUCAAAUGCCAGUUGGUAUUACUACUACUGUACUGCUGCAAAUGAGUUUGGGACUCGUGGCUGAGCUGCCUCUGUGAAAGCGUUGCCUGUCAACAAAACUGUGUUGUUUAAUUUUACUGUUUUAUUGCUUUUGUUUGUUUUUUAUUUGACGGAUUUGCCAACUUUUCAUAGUGUUGAUUUUUAUAUGUGUGUUGAUCUGUGUCUGCUUUAGAAGAACAAAAGGGAAAAUUGGGUAAAGGAUAAAAUUUCUCGUGCUUUUCUCUGUGCAGUUGCUUCUUUUCAGAAUCACGUCUUCAAAUGUUUGUGGUCUCCAUCUGUCGGCGUUUGGUUUUGUAUUUCUCUGGUUCAUUUGUGAUCUUGUUCAAACAUUUGAUUCAACACAGCCCAAAGAAGAUGAGGGGUUUUUAUUCCAACAAACAGCAGCAAAGCCCACAUGCUCCAGCUACAGACAUUCCUCCAGUCUGGUCCUUGUCUCCUCCUUAUGCCUACCAUGUCACCCAAAGUAAAACAACCUCUUUUAUUCCCUCCUGUUUUAUUUUAUAAAGUGCCAUUUGAGGUGUGACAUGGAUGACUUAAAAUGACAUGCAUGGAUGUGAUGAAAAAAUACUGUGAAAAAUAUUUUUUUAUCUCUAAAGAACCCCCCUCAUCCGUAUAUAUUUAACCAGAUUUACCGAAGCGUCACCCUGCUACGAAGCUAAAAGCAUCACACACUCACUUAGGUUCUUUUAUCUGCCUGUACUUCUGCUAUCCAGUAUUCCUGCUCUGUUUAUCUGGUCUCUUGUGUAAUCUCAUUUCAGAUCAAUGCAGCCCAGUGAUAUUGCUCUGUAAGUGCAUUCAGUAAAAUGUACUCCUUUCAACUUUAUGUUCAAAUGUUAAACAAUAUUAAACAUUCCUUAAGCUGAAGAAUGAGGCUUUCAAACAGGGUGAUUAUUUAUUAUGGCAAAAUGUGGGAAGGACUCAUCGUGGAGGUUAACCCUGUUUUUUUUUUCCUUUAUCAGCUUGUUUUGUUUUAACUUCAAGCAUCUUAUUUACUUUUAAAGUGCAAAUUUUUGAGUUUUUGUUCAGUUUUUCAAAGCAUCUAUUGUAGUGUAUGUAUUACGAUAUUAAUAAAAUAAUGAGGUUUGGAGCGA